Molecule: messenger RNA, 5092 nt
Organism: Varroa destructor (honeybee mite)
Lineage: Eukaryota; Metazoa; Arthropoda; Arachnida; Mesostigmata; Varroidae
Product: E3 ubiquitin-protein ligase TRIM33-like
Cellular component (GO): chromatin
Molecular function (GO): zinc ion binding; protein binding
Source: RefSeq, a predicted model, not a curated record
AAACACAUAUUUAUACAUGCACUAUUUUAUUGACUAGGUAGGUAAAAAUCUCAUUUUAGUCUCAUUUUUUUUUAUAAAAGGCUCAUUUUACUUAAACACAACCGAGACGAAUAUACAUUAAAAGUGAAAGCACCUUAUAUACAAGAUAAACUCAACGGAACGAUAAUAUUCAAAUAAGCACUUUGUUUAAAAUGCCCACAGACGUAACUGAAAUGUUCGUCAAAGAUAUGUUCAUUACAAUAUCGCGAAAAUGCGCAGCUUCAGCUAAUCCAUAAUAUCUUAGCUAUUUGCUAUUAAGUUUUAGGCAAAUUCGCCAUCUUUCGCGGUGAAUCUAUCGGUUUGGUUGCGUGCCUGUUACUAUGAGUUCCAAGUGAAUUUCAUCUCUUUUCUGUACAAUGAGUGACUCUCUAUCUUCAUGAUAUGAUGCUCACUGAUAACGAAAUGCUCUCAACGUACACAAAACGUUCUAUUUCCUGCAAUUGAUAACCAUCAAAUAGUAAUCAUUAAAAAAUUACACAGUAAGGCGAAACACAUUCGACGAUAUUAGAGUACAUCAAAAAACCAUUAACAUGGAUCUAGAUGAUUCGAACGAUGACUUCGUCGCGGGAUCGAGCAGACGAGCUAGAAGAAGGCUUGCUAAGGUUCAUAUCCGAACCUCCUCCGCGUAGGAUCCCCAACAUCAACAACAACAGUUGGCGCUAUUUGCAGACCUGGGCUUGAAUCGUUAAGCAAAAAUCAGCCUCUCUGCCGGGAGUGUCGUCAUAGCAGCAGACGGUUCAGAAAAGUGAGUGCGGCACCUUGACCACAGUAGAGCAACAGCAACGAUGACAACAUAAGCGGGGAGAAGUGUUAUUGGUAGCCGCAGUACACACAGACAGCCGUAAUAGCAGUUGCAGCAGCUGCUGCUGCACUUGUGUGAACGAAGUGACUACCAGAUAGCGAGUAUUUGUGUGUGCAUUGUGUUGCAGGUGCCGACCGUGAUCGUUAUCAUGUCGAUGGAUGGUAACUAAUACAGUACUCAUCCCGUGUCGAAUUGACGGCUGAACGGCGUCAAAAGAUCUUCUCCUGUUAGUGUUUUUCUUUCAACGUUCUGUGUGACUACAAACGUCUUACAGAUCACUCAAGCGUUAUAUGUUGACAGCCAGCUCCAGCUAGCUGGGACGCCCAUGGCAAAGGUGCAAUUUGUUAUGGAUUUUAAGAUCAUUCAUUGGCUGAGUGCGAAUUUCGCUACUCUGCAGUCACAAAUCAUGUACGGGGCAAACAAUAAACCGUGAGCAGGUCAUAACGAGAGCUCGGGUCCAGGUGGUUACAACCGACGGGUCAGUUGGGAACUGCAACUACAAUCGACGGGGAAAGGAGCAAAGGAGAACGAGAUGGCAGACAGUGAAUCGGUCGGCAUUGCCUCGCCCCAGCCAGUAGGUUUGGUCAAAAAGUGUUCUGUAUGUGCUGCUGAAGUCAGCAUUAAAUCCGAACCGUUUCUGUUGCCGUGUCUGCAUACGGCAUGCAAAGCGUGUCUUCCCGACGAUCAAUUAACGGUACAAUGUGGACAUUGCGAGCAGGCUUUCCCGCCGAGUGCUGCCAUUCGCCAUCUUGUGCUUCUCGAACGUUUGGAGAAGGAUUCGCCCGAAGAGGAAGCAGGCUCGGAAGAGGCCGGGCCGAAAAAUCUCUGCACUUCAUGUGACGAAAACGUCGCCGCUGGAGGUUACUGUAAGGAUUGUGAAGAGUGGCUAUGUGCGGCUUGUAUUUCGGCUCACCAACGCGUUAAGGUGACCAAAGACCAUGUCAUUCUGUCAACUGAACAGGCAGGCCAAGCAUUGAAGGCCGCGGCAAAACAGCGAUACCAGAUGUGCACAAAACAUCCGAAAGAACCGCUAAAAUUCUACUGCAGCAAAUGCUCGGCUCUUACGUGUCGCGAUUGUCAACUCGAGGAUCACCAGAACCACGGGGACUAUUUAGCUCUUGUUGCCGCCUGGAAGACGCAAAAAGAGAAACUUGAAAUAUUGCAGAAGCGUAUCGCCGAAAAGCAGGCAUUCGUGCGGGAAUAUGUCGCUUCACUGGAAAAAUGCCAAGAAGCCAACGCCCAGGCUGAAUCGAAGGUUGUGGCAGACAUUAGAGCCUAUGCCGUGCGGGCUAUAACGUUAAUCAACGGGCGAGCGAAGAAACUCAUCCGGGAGGUUCAGGACAUUUGCAAUUACAAGAGAGACGCGCUCAGUUACAAACGUCACGAAUUUCUUCAACUGUGCAAGCGUUUGCUCGACUGUCAUGCGACAGUGGACGAUCUUGUCUCAACUGGCAGCGAAUUAGCGCUUAUGCACUCGAAACAAGCUAUGGAACGCCAUAUGGGCGCGCUUAUCGAACGGGUCGUCCAGUUACCCAGCAGCAAGGCUGAGAUUAAUAUAAAGUUCAACUUUGAGCCGAAAAUUCUCGACGCUAUGGCAAAUGUCGGCAAUAUCCUCGACAUGUCCUCGUUACGUGGGGCACCGAUGCACGGUCUCCGAGCACAACUCAACGGCCAACAGAGCCGUCCACAAUCAGCUGGUGGGAUGAUGGCCAAUGGCCGUUCGGUACCGAGUCCUUCACUGUCCAGUAAAAGUAAUUCACCUCAUAGCCUAGGAGGAGUUCCUCCUUCAAGCCAACAACAUUCUGACAGACCUCUGUCUGGGUCAUCACGAGAUCGCGAUCACGAACGAGAACGAGAGCAUCAUCGAAGACCGACACCAACAACUUCACCUCUUGACGCCGGAAAUAAAGAUGACGUGAUUACGGGCGAUGUGGAGCCGCCAAGCGGCGGUCGCAUAGCGCCCUCGCCGUUAUCCGCCGUGCCCUCCAGCGCAACGUCAAGCUCAGUGAGCAACUCUGCGUCAACGUCAGCAGCCGAAAGAAGAGCAACCGGAGUCAGCCCGGCCGAACUCCAUCCACAGGGACCGCCUGCUUCAGCAGAGGAUAACGAUAACAGCGACGACUGGUGCGCAGUGUGCCACGACGGAGGAGAACUCCUUUGCUGUGGACUUUGCCCGAAGGUUUAUCAUCUUCAUUGUCACGUACCUUCGUUAGUGUCCACUCCAAGCGAGGACUGGAAAUGUACACUGUGCACGCCUGUACAGGAUGACCCGGCUCCAGCUGCCACGAAAGAUGGCACUGGAAAGAGAAAAAUACCCGUGGGUCUAAGCGGUAAACAGCUGAAAACGGCUGAGAAAAUUCUACUACAGCUAUUUUGUCACGCUUCGUCAACGCCGUUCCAAACUCCUGUUAGCCGGACGGUCCCGAACUACUUCAAGAUCAUUACGCGGCCGAUGGACCUAUCGACGGUCAAACAGAAGCUCUCGGCAAGUCACUUCAAUCAUUAUGAGAGUGCGGCCGCUUUCAUACAGGACAUCAAACUGAUUUUCAGCAAUUGUUACACGUUUAACGCGAAAGAGUCACCGCUAGCGAAACAAGCUCAGCUACUUGAGGAGUAUUUCAAGCUGUUGAUAGAAAAGGAGCUACCAGAGUGUGUUAACGACCUUCAAGAAUCUCAGUCAGAAGACGUAUCGGAUGCAGCCAAAAAGGCGAAGACAACUUGAGACGCGCACAAGAAAAUGCUACAUUCUAUGGUUCCCAAAAAGCAUAUUUAACAGCUGAAACAUGGGUGUAUUUUACGAACACGGCGUGCGAUGCGUAGGCGGCUUGAUGACUGACGACCAUUUUGACUGCUGCCAACUGCAGCGAAGUAGAAGCACAACGAUGGAUCUUAAAAGAUACAGAGAUUAGUACAUGAAUGUACAGGAAAUCCAGACGUUCUUGAGUGUACGUCUACGACACCUCUUGGCUAUCAAGUAAGAUCAGAAUCCAUUGCAAUAAGUAAUAAAACUCACCCGGUGUUUAAUGAAUAGGCUUAAAUACAUAGGCUUAAAUAUGAAGGCACAGCUCUGUCAGCUGGAAAGGCCCAAUUAUAAAACAAUGUUACUGUGAGACUUUCAGGGGGCUUAGUGUGUGUGCAUGUGCUCUAAUACAAUUCAAACCAUUAUUUAUGUUUAUGAGCGAUUCGUCACAUAGUAAUGGUUUCAAUCAAUGAGACCGCGCCGUGCUUCAGCGUGCAGUGUAAAUACUCUACGAGUGAAAUAUGUUAUUAAACAUGCUAUGUAUACAUGUCAUGUCAUUGCUACCUGACGUGAAACACAAACAAGUACUUAGUCAAUGAAUGAGUAUAUAAAGUACAGUUCUAUAACCGACGCUAGUGGCAAUGCAAGUUUCAGUUUCUAAACCAUUGUCUGUACAUCAAACAUGUUGCCUGCCAACGGCGGCGUAUGUUCUGUACGUAUUUGAAUCGACAUUCGAAUUCCGUCGGUGGUUUCUGGAACUGACAUGGGAUGCAGUAUCCAUGUACAAGUCACUUGGGGUAUACUACUAGACGCGGGCACAUAUAAGGAUCUUAAAAUCUAGCAAAAAGUCUAACAAGCAAAGAUGACCAGAAUGACUCAAGCUCCAUAAUCUCCUCCGUCAGAAAUGAGAGUCACGAUUGGCCAUCUUCAUUGUUGGCUUUUGCUGACGUAAGAACAAAAUAGCGAAUUGUAAACGAACAACAAUGAAAAGCAAAUUAUAGAAGAACCGAUGUUGUCUCCUGUCUGUAUAUUACCGCUGUCCCAGACACAGUAGUACUGAUGCAAUCGACCAGCAACACAUGUUCCGGACGAUAGCAGUUACUGUAUUAUGUAUUAUAAUGUAUAUUAUUCAAUCGAGUUAUAUUUGCUUGUGUAUCAACCGUUUUUUUUGAGGUGUCAAUAAGGAUUAAGCUAAUACCAAUAAUAAUUUAUAGUAUAUUAGUGCUGGACAUGAGUCCUAUACGAAUGAAACAUGUCAAGUCAGAUAAAUGUUUCGAAUUGGAUCAGCAGAGCUCAGGAAUUGAACAUCAACUGCAUUCGUGUAGAUAUAUACACAUGCGAACAUGUAUUACGGAUAAUUGCUGAUGACACGAACUCAUACAUCUGCUCUUAAAGGGUGGCAUCUGGGAAUGUUUUGUGUUGACCUAUUUUAAAUGCAUAGUUAGUUAACCUCGACACCUUUGAUACUGAAAAUAAACUAUUAUAUAUAGUAUACAUAUUAUAAAUGUAAA